CUAAGUUUCGAACAAACCAACAUAAAUUUUUUUAUUUUUAACUUUAAACCCAAAUGAUUUGCGAUUCUCUUUUCUGAAAGUUUUGAAUUGGCCAAGUUUUCCCGCCCCCCGCCGUCCCACACAAGCCGCCUUCGUCCUUGACAAUAAAGAGGAUAGGCGAUAGUAUACAAUACAUGGGCCUCAACAAUGUGUUUGUCUAAUAUUUAUUUAAAGUUUCCGCGCCAAUUAUGUCCAAACGACACCAGAAAGAGAACAGGAAGCGACCGGUGGUGAACGGUGCGGAAAAAAUCGCGAAAACCGACCAGAUCGUCGCCUUGAAUGCCGUUAUCGGUGCCGCAAACGUCAAACGUUGGACCGAGCUCAAGUUGUUGUUCUCUUGCCCGUCGAACGAACAAUUCGUUUCGAUCCUAUUGGAUUUCGCAGAAACUGAACUUAACAGCAAUAAACAAAAUGGAAUUAAAUCCACAUCAAUGCAAAAUGGAUUUCAUCAAACAAAUAUAUCUUCCGAAAAUUUUAAGUAUUCCCAAAAUAGUCUUUCAUUACAAAAUAAAACCACCGAAAUUAUUAAUCAAAUUGCAAAUAAUGAAAACAUAGCAAAUUAUAAUGAAAACAAUCGAUAUAGUAUAAAUCAAAAAUCAGAAUUAAUCGAUUCAAGUAGUACAGAUAAUUUUACAAAUAUCUCAAAUGAAAUUCUUAAAGAAGAAUUAUGUGAUGAUCCUAUUGGAAAAGACGUCGAUGUUGAUAAGUGUAAUAAAUCGCCUCAAAAACGAAAUAAAAGAAAAGAUAGUGAAAAAGUGAAAAAGAAAAUUACUACUGGUAACAAUAAAUGUGAGAGUAAAAGUAAGAAGAAGAUUGAUAUAGAUAUUAGAAAAGCGCCGGAAUUUAAUAGCGCGCAAGAUUUAAAGUUAACAAACGGGGAAGAAUUCACCGAAAUUGUAACUAAUAUAAAACGCGAAACGGUCGACCAAUCUGAUCAAAACGAUUCGAAACCGCAACAACCCCAAUGUACAAAAUGUUAUUCGAAACACGUCCAAAUCGAAUGUCCUUUCGACGAACCAAUCGCUGUUUUAACUGAUGCUCUGUCUUAUGAUGAAUGGAAACAAAAAAAUUUAACAAACACUUCGGCCGAAUUUAAAGUGGAAAACUUAGAAAUUGACCAAGCAGAAACCGAAACCAACAACACAGAUUACAAUUUCAAAUUAAGUUAUAGUUAUUUAUCAUUACCCGAUCAAUUAUAUUUUAACGACACCAACAACGAUCACGGUUUAGGCGUUUUCGCCACUCAUGAAAUUCAACAAUUUACACAAUUAGGACCCAUUGUUGGUAAAAUUGUUAAAGAAGUUGAUGUUCCAGAAGAUAGCAAUAUGAGAGAUUUAUGGGAAAUCUGUUCAAGUGAGAAAAGUUUUAUUUAUUUAAACACUGAAGAUUUACAUUUGAGUAAUUGGGCGAGAUUUGUCCGACCAGCUCCUAGCAGAGAAAGUCGAAAUUUAUGUGUUAUUGCAAAAGAGGGCUUACUAUAUUUUUUUAGUGUUAGAGAUGUUAAGGAAGGUGAAGAAUUAAUGUAUUGGCAGGAUGGAGGUAGUGUUUGUAAGAAGAAUAAAGUAGAAAAAACUAAUUGUGGUGGAUGUAACAUGAAUUUUGGUCAUCCAAUUUACUACAGAAUCCACUGUAACAUAUUCCACGAUGUAAGAUACAGUUUAACAAUCAGAAAGUAUCAUUGUAAAGUGUGCGGAGCUGCCGUUUUGGGAAAAGAGAACAUUAUGAAACAUGCUUCUGAAUUACAUAAUGGCCAAGGCGCUUAUCAAUGCCAAUUUUGUAAAAAGUUCUUCCUUCGAUUAAAUUACUUAGAAAUGCAUAGAACUUAUGGGUGCUCAGCAAACCCUCAAAGAUCACGCCCUUUAUGCGAUUUUUGUGGCCGAAAAUUUUGUCAGCCGCAAAAAUUAAAGGUUCAUAUAAAAAGAAUGCAUGGUGAUAUGGCUGAUAUUUUAAAAGACUUCCAAUGCAAAAACUGCAUGAAAAUACUUGGUUCAAAAGCCGCUUUACAAAGACACGUCAAAGAAGUCCAUCAAAAACAAGUAGACGACGCAUGCGCUUGCACUAAAUGCGGGAAAAUGUUCCAAAACAAAUCGAAUUUAAAAAUCCAUAUGUUAACUCACAGUGGGAUAAAACCGUUUAGAUGCAACGAAAAAGAAUGCUCAGCGGCGUUUACAACAAAACAAUGUCUACAAUUUCAUUAUAAAAAGGCGCAUGGUUUGCUUGAAGAUCAAAUGCCGAAAAUUGAAAGGAGUGUCGAUUACACAUUCGAAGCUUACAGCGGAGCUGACGAUCAACCAAUGUCCGAAUCGGAACAAAAAGAAGAUAAGAAAAGAAAAUUCGAUAGUAGCAGCGACGUGGAUGAUAUAAGUUUAGAUGGGAAAAAUUGCGAUCAACCGCAACAAGAAGAACCUGCUAAUUCAACUCAACAAAACGAUAAUUCAUCAAGUUCGAAUCAAAGUAAUCUCGGAAAUAUCGAACCUUCCUAUUCAACCUCGGGGAUGAAACUUUUAACUAAAGGUAGCAAAAAAUGGAUGGCGUCUGAUUUAGAUAUUUAUCAGGUUGAUAAAACGAAACAAAAAGUUGAUGAAAAUAUGGGGUUGGAAAUGGAAGAGUUGCAAACAAGGGAUCAACAAUAUGAUCAUUUAAAAUUAAAUUCAAAUUUAAAUACUUUUAAUCGACAAGAAUCUUCUAACGCGAGUUUGUUAGUCGAAGCUGCUUUAGAUUCGGUUUGUAGCGAACCUAAUAUUGAUAUAGACGUUAAUAGCACCACGAAUUGUACUGAUGCUUUAGUUAAUAAUUUAUAUACACUUUCACACGCCGAUGCUUUACCCGACGUAACUUACAGCCAUUCAGUUGAUAUGACGGAAAGUCGUGAUAUAAACUUAAUUUCACCAUCGGUGAAUGAUCACAUUUCAGUUACUGAUGAUUUAAACGAUGAGUUACGUCAUUCCCAAAAUAUUCGCAUUGAUUAUUCAAGUUUUCCUCAAGAUGAUUUUAGCCCACCAAAUAGCCCAAGUAUUCAAAACCGCAAUAAUUUCGUUCGCGACUACAUCAACUCCCCUCAAAAUAACCCAAAUUACGAUAACGUUUCGAAAAAUGUUUCCCCAGCUAAUAGUCCCCCAAGAUACGAUUUUAGCCACAAUGUUAAUCCAGAUAAUAUAUCUUCCGAUGAUAGUAACGGGAUUGGUGUUCAAAAUUUAAGUAUACAUAACACGAAAGAGAACGCACAACUCGAUUUAUCAUUAUACAAAUCGCAUUAUAAUUUAGAUCCGAAUUUCCAAUUUAGGAAAGAUUUUAGAUUAAAAUUCGAUGAAAAUGAUAGGAAAUUAUAUUUAGGAAUGGAUGUUCCGAAAAGUUACGACGAUAUCCAUAAGUUUACGUCUGAAAUUCCGAAUCAAAAUGAAUUAGAUUUGCAAUCGCGCGCUUUGAACGAUAAUCAACUUCAAGAACAGGAGAAAUUAAAAGAAAUCGAAAACAUACGUAAAUUUGAUCUUGAUUUAGAUUUACGAAAAAAUUAUGAUAAUUUAGACUCGGAAUUAAGAAGUAGAAAUACCUACGAUAACACAAUCGAUGAUUUUAGAAUAAAAAGUUACGAUUUGGUUGAAAAUUUGGAAACUAGAAAUAGUUUGGAAAAUCGAAAUUUAUUGGAUACCGAUUUUAGGCCGGAUCGGAGUUUUGAACAUCUCGUUUUAAAUUCGGCAGAACUUCAAGGUCUCGAUAUGUCGGCUCGUAGUUAUCAUAAUUAUUCAAAUUUAAAUAGAUAUCAUCAUUUAUAUUCGGAUGUAGAUCGCCCUACGGUUGAUUUAAGAUUAAAUUAUAAUUCGCCAUCGCAAAAUUACACGCACGCGGAUAUUUUACGCGUUGUUUCUUUGGAUUUAACACCCCCGGGUCGACAUAGUGUUGAUUUAAGUUUAAGAUCUCAUCAAAUAACUAAUUCUCGAUUACUUUCCGAUCAUACAAUUCCAACAAAUCAUCGAUUAUCCUUAGAUCAAUCUCGAUUAUUAAGUAGUGAAUUAAACGCGCCUCGUCAUAUGAACGAUGGACGAUUAGUUUCAGUUUCUGAUAUGAGUAAUAGAAUAUUAUCUGACCAUUCAACGAAUCGGUUGUUAACAAAUGAUUCGAAUAGAUUGCUUAGUUCUGAUCAAAGAUUGCUUCCGGAUGAGGGUAGAUUAAUAAGUGAUCAACCUCGUUUGUUAGAUCAAGGAAGGAUUUUAGGUGAUAGUAGAAUACUACCUAAUAAUGGAAGUAUAUCUCCUGUUCCUUAUAGUGGUUAUUCAGUGUCUCCAACACCUUACCAUCCGACCGCGCUACCUCCCCGACCUCAUGUUGCGUCCCCUAAUCCAUCAUACCACCAUUAUUCAACAUAUUAUUAAUUGUAAAAGUUAUUUUUGAACGCUAUAUAUCUUGUAAUAUUUUCAUUUAAUUUAUAUUUAACAAUUUAAACAAGAACAAAUUAAUCUUUAGUUAUAUUAGCUUAAUGAUUAAAUAGUUCGAAAUAAGCAUGACAAGAAAAAGCAUCUAGUACCGUAAUUGUAGUUUAUUGAUAAAGUACUUAUUGUAAGAAUGUUAAAAUUCUUCCGGAAUUCGUUUUUUGCAUUAAUCGUAGCGGUUAUUUCUCUCUAGUCAAUGUGAUUUGUACUUUAUCAACUCUUCAUUUGUACAUAUACAGUGCCAAAAUGUAUAUACUUUUUCGCAAUUUUUAUUUAUUAUUAAAGAUUUUUACCAUUAACAUAUCGGAAA
Messenger RNA from Onthophagus taurus, 4776 nucleotides. RefSeq lists its product as uncharacterized. NCBI's taxonomy places the organism in Eukaryota, Metazoa, Arthropoda, Insecta, Coleoptera, Scarabaeidae. The record is from RefSeq and is a predicted model, not a curated record. Gene Ontology annotation, molecular function: protein binding.